Messenger RNA from Penicillium roqueforti, 1548 nucleotides. Its product is annotated as H3 histone acetyltransferase RTT109. Lineage: Eukaryota; Fungi; Ascomycota; Eurotiomycetes; Eurotiales; Aspergillaceae. The transcript has a single exon. Gene Ontology annotation, molecular function: histone H3K56 acetyltransferase activity. The record is from RefSeq and is a predicted model, not a curated record. Gene Ontology annotation, cellular component: nucleus. Gene Ontology annotation, biological process: DNA damage response. The coding region runs from base 1 to 1548 and encodes 515 amino acids.
AUGGCGGUAGAUCUGGCAGAUCUCUUGGCCAAGGCACUCCCCACGGGGGUUGAGAUCACCGUUCGCCAUGUCUCCUCAACUCCUACUCCCUGCGAGGCUCUCUUUGCAGCUGCGCCGGGCCAGGUCUCCGAGCCGACAUUCUGCGAAAAUCAUUUCCUCUCCGUGUCAAUUGACGCCAAUGAUGACGGUGAAACAAUUAUCUUCGGAAUGGAGGUGAUGGUCUACAACACGGCCCACUUGACCACCAUCUUCAUCUCCAAAGCCGACUCGACUGGUCUCCUGCAUCUCCUAAAAUUACCGCGCAAGGUCUCUGUUCUGAGAUUGGUCUCAAAUACAUUUCUCUCAUUUCUGGCGCGAACCCGCCAGCGGCCCGGUGUACGCCUGGUCGUGUCGCUGUUCGCCCGCGCCCAGAAUCAGUACCUAUUCCCGGGCAGUAUUGAGAACGCCGAAAAGCAUGUUCUGGACGAUCGAGGCUUAAUCAAGUGGUGGUGUUGUGUUCUCGAUCCGAUUUUACGCGAGCACGAGCCAGAGUCUGCUCUUCAAGAGACGAAAGCGCUGGAUCAAACAGUCGAAGCUGCCAAGGCCUCUGCCACCGCAUACUUGAUCGUUCCAAGCUGCGACCGCUUUGAAACGCGCAAUUUCUUUCCGCCUACGGCCAAGACCGAUGCACAGGAUCGCCCACGGUGGCUCAACAGCUACCCACUGAAGCAAUUGUACCACGACCCUUCGGCUCCUCCCCGCUGCUUAGUGCCUCGUUUCCCCGACGAUCCCAAGACUCGUUUCCUCGUCGACCUGGACAGUGAACUUCCUGAAUCGAAGGAAGGUGAGCCUGUCGCCCCCAAUGCUGGACGCUGGCGCAGUGUACGGUCCUUGGACCAAUUCUGGGAGAUGAUGUCCUUCCGCCAGGAAUGUUCUGCUGGUCGGUUAGUUGGCUUCCUGUGGCUAGUGAUCAAUCCUCCUGGUCUGAUGAACUCGACGUCAAUGGAAAGUCAGACACGCGGUUCCUCUGACAACUCCACCAUUUCGGGCGAGCUGAAAGUGGAGAAUGGCUCGAGCCAGUCCGAAGAAAUUGCCACGUUGACGACCACAGAUACCUCCCCAAAACUUCCCCGGGAUGAUGGAUCUAACACUGUCAACCCUUUCGACUGGCCGGAGGCCGGACGCGGACAAGUCGUUCUCAGCGAACCGGACUACAAAACGAUGAUGGAUUCGGUUCUCGACCAUUUCUAUGAUGAGAAAGAAGUCAUCGCCAGUACCAAACUCUACGUCGACCAAGUUUCCUCUCUCGCGGAUGAGCUUACGUGGGGCAAGAAGGUUGUCGGCACCAACACCACGAGCAGCACUACUCAGCCUGCCAAUACCACCGCCAACAAUGUCCUUGAUCUCGGAUUGAUCCGCAAGCGAAAGAAGUCAUUGGGCGAGGACAACAUGCCCGCUGUGAAUGCCCAAACACCGAGUGGAUCGGGAGACACGCAACCUACUCCAUCAGAGCCGACUAGUGUCAACGUGCUGAAUGCGAGCUUGGUCCGGAAGAAGAAAAAAACUUGA